Messenger RNA from Psylliodes chrysocephalus, 904 nucleotides. NCBI's taxonomy places the organism in Eukaryota, Metazoa, Arthropoda, Insecta, Coleoptera, Chrysomelidae. The record is from the annotation of a GenBank genome assembly.
ACAUACAACAUUUUAGUAAACAAUAAUGUCAAAAAACGUCAAUAUUUAUUGAAAUUGUGAAAAUAUACAAGUAAUUUGUAUUAAAAAAUCUAGCUAAAGUUAGUUUUGUGAACUCAAACCUUUCUUGUUAUUCCUUAUUAUGGAACCUUCAGAAAAAUUCUCUUCAGACUCGGUUCCUGCUCGACAUUCUGAAGAAAAAACUCAAAUUGAAGGUGAUAUAGAUUUAGAAGAAGAUGAAAUAUCCCAACAAAUGACUCAAUCUUAUAGCGAAAUUUCAUUUAGGUCUGGUUUAAGUCCGGAAGAGAUAGAAAUCCCUAUGAACUCGACUUUAGAAUCAUUGAAUUUAGAUGAAAUUAAGAGACCAAUGACUUUACCAUAUAAUAAUCCGAAACCUUUGAAUCUAGAAGGGUCUGUACAUAUUGAGGGUAAUAUGACACACUUUGUUGCUGAAGAAAUUGAACAAAAAAUAAGAUUAUCUAGUCCAGUUUCAAAAAAAGACACCCCAGGAGGAAGCAUUUCCAGGACUUGCACCCCAAGUCCUUUAUACCGGCAGUUGCUGGUACCGCAAGUAGGCCAGUUAGAUUCUGCGCUCAUAAACGAUUUAGAAGUAGAAGCACACCGAAUGGCCACGUCCGUUGACAGUUUGAUUGAAAAUUUAUGCGGGAUUUUGCAUUCUAUAUCUUCAAUCACUGCUGAUAACGUAGACGUGUAUAAAAAUGCAGUUUCCAAAAUGAGCGACGCGAUGGACUCUAAUAUAAAGAGUAUGUACACGAUGAUGGCAAAAGCUGAAGAGGUCACUCAAAGUAUGAAGGUUGUCGAGGGUCUUUCAGUUAGAAUUAAAGAGAUUAAAAGAUUGGUUGAUUUAUUUGAGACUUUUGUUUAAAUUGUGAUAUUUUAUGUUUUA